This is a messenger RNA of Arabidopsis arenosa, 856 nucleotides long. Lineage: Eukaryota; Viridiplantae; Streptophyta; Magnoliopsida; Brassicales; Brassicaceae. The record is from the annotation of a GenBank genome assembly.
AGCCAGCGUUUCUCAAAGGAGAACUUUCCACAAACUGACGCUUCUUCGGCCGCGAAAGUUCUAAAUAUGGGCCUAUGAUCCGAGCCCAUCAUGUCCAAAUACUCCAUGUGGACACGUGGAAAUAUGCGAAACCACUCAUCGUUCCCAAAGCUUCUAUCGAGGCGGCUAAGGGUAGCCUAGCUUCUUCUGUCAUUAAUGAAUCUCUCCUCUUCUUCCUUGUAGCUAUUCAGCAAGUGUUGCUAGUUGAGCGAUUACCCUCGUUAGCUCUCUUUGCUGUCUAGUUUCUUGACAUUCCGAACUAGAACUUCUUAUUUGAUCUACAACAGCAGAAUCACAGCUAUAAUCAACAGAUAGAAAGAAAUAGAUGUCCGGGUUAUUAAGGAUGGAUAGGGUAUGGACAGCCGUAGAACUCGCGAAGCAUGCAUUAGAAGCAGAUCCUACUAGGGUAUCCAAACUCGGAAGAUGUUAUGAGACUGAGCCGGCUACCGUACUUCGUGCUGGAACAGGGGUUCCUCCUAACAAUGGAUCCACCACAGUAGGGGUUAUAUCACAACUUAUUCCCAUCCGGACAAAGAAAAGGAAUAGUAGUGAAAUGACAGGAACAGGAACGACAGCUUUCAUUGCUACGGCUAUUGGCUUUAGCUCUACUAUGGCAUUCCCUGUAGUUCUUGGAGUAACUCAAACUCGAACUCCUGUUCCAUCAAGUGAUUUUAGGCAAACUGAUUCUAGGGCUCACGAUAAGAUAUACAUUUUUUUCCUUUCCUUAGAGGGCCACUUUCUUAAUUCCAUUUUUCUGCUAUUCCCAUUGAAGCAGUAGUUGAAGUAGUGGCAUUCAAAAUAGAAAUCUAUGUCAAAG